Messenger RNA from Portunus trituberculatus (swimming crab), 4164 nucleotides. Its product is annotated as protein rolling stone-like. Lineage: Eukaryota; Metazoa; Arthropoda; Malacostraca; Decapoda; Portunidae. The coding region runs from base 309 to 1217 and encodes 302 amino acids. The record is from RefSeq and is a predicted model, not a curated record. The transcript is spliced from 8 exons. Gene Ontology annotation, cellular component: membrane.
GGCCGGCGACGCUACAUGUGCUCGGCGUGGAUGGUGUCAGAGGUGAUUUGGUUGUUACGACGGGCAGGUCCCGCGUCCCUGUUCGCAGCGGCCUGACACACGCUCUCGGCGGGGCGGGGCGCGAGGCGGGCUUGUAGUGGGCGGCGGAGGGUGGCGUGAGCAGCUGGACCUGCAGAGAGAGAGAGAGAGAGAGAGAGAGAGAGAGAGAGAGAGAGAGAGCGUGGCGCUCCUCUGGUGACCUGUCGUCGCCUCAACUCUCCACGCCGUCACCUCCCCUCGCUCCAGGGUGACGGGCGCCGCGGGAGGCCAUGGGCUGCGGGGAGACUAUCCGCCAGGAGCUGCGGAUCGCCAACUUCAAAGUCAAUCAUCCAGUGCCGCACCUCUUCCUCGCCUCGGAGUGGCAGGAACACCCGGUGGCGUGCGUGCGGCUGUGGUAUGUGGUGUACCGGUGGAUGUGGGCGCUGUACCAUCUUGGCUGGUGGGCGGUGAGCUUGGCACAAGAGGGCGGCUGGAAUGCUCCCAUACAGCGGAAGGGUUACUUCUUCAUCUACCUCACCAACUGGGCCUACACGAGUAUAGUGUUGAUGACGACAACACACGCCAGCAUCGUAACCUACUCCUGGCUGACCUACCGCCGCACUGCACAGCUGCCCAAGACCACCACGCUGCGUCUCAAGGUGUUGUGGGUGAUGCAGAAUGUCGUCUUCCUGCCCGCCCUGCUCAUCACCGCUGCCUACUGGAGUGCUGUGUACAAUCCAGAUGACCCAAUCGGCGCCAUCAACGUGGACGUGCACAUCAUUAACUCGGUCUACGUCCUGAUCGACCUUUGCGUCUCGGCCACGCCCAUUCGCAUCCUGCACUUCUACAUUCCUUUCGUCUUCAUGUUUACCUACCUCAUCUUCACGUUGCUUUACUGGGCAGCGGGAGGCACCACGCCGGAGGGAGGCACCGCCAUCUACCCCAUCAUGGACUGGGAGAAUUUACAAGUGACUCUUCCCUUCGUGGCUUGCUGUGCCAUCUUCAGCCCCGUCAUGCAGGCCACGGUGUGGGCUGUGCAUCUGGCGCGAGUGGCAGUGCGGGAACGAUGCUUCGGCAACCGCUCUUCCCUGGCGCCCCUUCCUCACCCAGCCACUAUGGACGUGAUUCUCGGCCGCGACGCCUCCAUGGAAAGUGUCAAUGCGCGCACCCCGGAUCCUGUCAUUUCCAAUAUAGUUUAGCUGGAACCUGUCAUCUCCCAGACUGUCCAGUUGGCGACUGUCAUUCACUAGACUGUCCAGCUGGGGACAGUCAUCCCCAAAACUGUCCAUCUGGCGCCUGUCAACGCCCAAACUGUCCAGCUGGCGCCUGUCAACGCCCAGACUAUCCAGCUGGUGCCUGUCACUUCUUAAAUGGGUCCAUAACUACUAGUCACAAGUGAAAUAAUUCUGUGUCGUGGCAGGACAUGAAAUGUGACAAAUCUGUGUGUUGUAAUGAUGUAUACGAGUGUUUUGUUAAUGGAUCUUUUCUUCUUUCCUUUUACCUCAUUCUCCUAAUACCUCUUUCCUUAAUUUGUGUUUCUUAUUCCUCUCUCCUGUUUCUUCAUCCUUACCUGGCUCACCGUAAGCUGUCUCCUGUACGCCAAUACCUGGCAAAUCCAACCAACCCUCAAGGACCUGUGUGUUUAUUUAAGUCAGAAGGUCUGAGUGGACGCUCGUAAUUAGGUUGAGACUUAGGUGAGCGGCGAAGCUGUGAGUCUGUGAAGGUUAGGUUCCUAUUUCCUAUGAAUGAGGGAAGGCCAACUCAUUGCCAUCACAACAGACUCUAAUUGCUUCAUUUGUGCUUACAUCUGAAAGAUCCCGUAACAAUGAAUGAUAUUUCCAGACUAAAUAUUACAUUACUGAAAACCUCUUUACAUUCUACUACAUUAUCUUAAACUAUCAAGUGUAGUGUGUGAUGUACAGAAGUAAAACUACACACGUCAAAACAAUGUUCAUGUUGUGACGCUCGACACUGGCUGCCUCGGUCUUUCACUGACGUUUCAUGAUAUAUCGUUUAACUACCUAAUUUUACUUAAAGAUCAUACUGCAUUUCUCGGCAUGUUCAGAGGUUAUCAAGUAACGCUGGUUUGAGUUUAGAAAUGCCCUUCAGUGUUAAGGAGUCGACAACCAUCUGGCGUAUGCUCAGAUGAAUCGAGUAGCAACAGCAAUUGCGAGCUCCUGAACUUCACGCUACAGUUGUACUUUUGUUGCCUCAUCCCUUUAGCUUCACGGUAGGACAAACUGUGAGGAUGCCCUGUGCUAGGAGGAUGGUAGUGAAGGGUGUAUAGCAGUGAAGUGAGUGGCUGCAGGGUGGUGGUGAAGAGUGCUACGACGAGAACGCCAUGUUGUAGAAUGAAAUGUGCAGUGCUGGAGUGGUGAUGACGGUAGUAAGGUCCAGUGAACAACUAUAGUGACGAUAGUGGGAUGAGGCUGUGGCUAUUGUGGUAAGGAAGUCAGCGAGGAAAGGUGUAAAGAUAAGAGGAGAGGUGAACAGGCUAGUGCAGUGUGGCAGCAGUGGUAAAGUGAAAGUUUAGCGGCAGGGAAUCUUAACACUCCCCAGCGUCAUUGAACACAAGUUACUGAUGCAGGAGUUCAUGGGAAGUGCUUGGAACCAUCAUGACAUUCAUUGAUGAGUGACAAUUAUUUGUUAUCUAGAAAGAGGUUAUGCUAGGUAAGCUUUUAUUGUAUGUAGUAUGCCAAAGAAUACAAUGCAAGAUGGACAUGCGAUGGUUAGUACCUGAGCAUUCCGUAUUUCAUGAGUACUUCAGUAAAGGUCAGAUUGUCAUCAAUUUCUCUUUCUCCGUGAAAAGUACAAAGUUCCCAGGGGGAAGGUCUCUUAGUUAUCCUUCCCCUUCCAGUCACACAGGGAAAUGCUUGCUCCUUCUGUAAAAGACGGGAAGACUAUUAAACACAAAACAAAAUUCAAUAUGAGCAUAGUGUGGCAUUUCUCUUAUAUAUAUAUAUAUAUAUAUAUAUAUAUAUAUAUAUAUAUAUAUAUAUAUAUAUAUAUAUAUAUAUAUAUAUAUAUAUAUAUAUUACACACACACACACACACACACACACACACACACACACACACACACACACACACACACAGUAUGUACACAUAAAUACAUAUAAUGGUUGCAACUGAUAUUCGUGUCCUUUACCAGCAACAGUCAGUUGGGGUAAGUAAAUGUUAACAAAGAAAAUAGGGAAUAAUUGAACAACGACAAAGACAUCUAUAUUUCGUCCUCCUGGUUAUAGUUAUCUGCUUCAUUCUUUGCUUUUUCAAUAUUUAUUUUAUUUUCUACUUUCUAAUCGCGACUCCCUGUUGUUGUAAAUAUUACGGCACUCUUGGAGGAAGGUCACGCCAUCUCAGGACACGGAAUGUUUUGUGUAUAUUUAGAUUUUUCUCUCUUUUUCUUCAAACCCUAGACCUCCAUUUCUGGUAAGAUUAUAAUGAGAGCAUUGUUCAUCAAUAAUUUUUCAUUGAAGAACAUGUGUGGGUCAGUAACAGACUUAAUUCACACAUUCCUACAUUCUGGCUGGAGUCACCGAGAGGUGCUGGUGGUGCAGACACACUCCGCCAAUCUGAUCUGAGGGAACUGCAUGUGUGAGACUGAUUGUUUUAUGUAUUUUGUCUUACUUAUUCAGUGAUUUCCAAUGAUUGCCUAAAUGUGAGCCUAAGAAUCCACGACGUGGUGUUGUGUUGUGUCUGAUGUUAUGAGGGAGUGUUUACUUCCUCCUGAUUGUGAGUGUAGGCGAUGGCUGACAACCUUCUGUUCACCUGAAGCAGUGCAAUGCGGUAGUCUGGUUUCCUUUCACGUGCUAGUCAACACAGUGACCUCUUGUGACAGUGUUUCUAGGUUACUUUCUCGCAGUUCAACUUUGAUCUCGAUUGUGAAAUUUUGCAGUGUGGAGUAUGAAGGGCGGUGAGUGAUGUGAAUCAAGGAAAGUAUUCGUACUAUGGUAUCGGGUGAGCGUUUGGUCAGGACCGUUGCCCACGGUCGUGUGUCCGUGGUGCCGAUGACGGCAGAGGUGGCGAGGCUGUAGAGACCGGAGAGCGUGUACGUAUAUUACUUUCGGUUGUCAAGAGGGUCUUGUUUGUACUGUGUUUUGUAUGCUGGUAAAAAAAAAAAAAUACAUGUAGUUAAUAGGAUGAAUA